AUGUCCAAAUUCCUCAUCUCCAGCGAAGUGGCGGAGCUGCUUCCGCGCAUGCAGGUGGUCGUCGUCAGCGUCAAGGGUCUCGACAACAGCGGUGGGAAGCCCAACGUAGCUGCACACGUCCAGCACGUGGUCGACAAGACAGUCGAGCACUUCGCCUCCCGCAAGUACGCCAACGCGCAGUCACAUCCGCGCAUCGCCCUGUACCGCAACACGCUCAAGGAUGUCGCCAAUGUCUCCACCAAGAAGUACCCCCAGUCCAACGAGAGCCUGGUCAAGCGCGUGCUGAAGGAAAAGGCGGCGCCUCGACCCAUCUCCCCCGCUGUGGACUUCUACAACGCCGUCAGCAUCGAGCAUGCCGUGACCGCAGGCGCCUUCGACCUAGACGAGCUCAAGGCCAAGCCGGAGCCUCUGGAACUACGGGUGUCCAAGGUCGAGCAGGACACCUUCGUCCCUCUUGAUGCUCCCCGGGCAGAACCUGGCAAGGUUGAUGUGAAGGAGAUCCUGUAUGCGCAGGGAUCUACGGUGCUGACGCGGCAUAUGGCCUGGAGGCAGAGUGCCCAGGCUCUGGUCACGCGCGAGAGCAAUAACAUCAUGUUCAUGAGUGAGGUAUUCAACGAGGGUGCGGUUGGGGGCGAGCCGUCGGAGCUAGCCGUGUCUGUUGCCACCAGCUUGCAGAAAGGCUUGAAGGAGCUGCUCGGCGUGGACAGCACUGUGGAGUUUCUGGGCCUGAGCCUUGGUAAACUCGAGAUCGAGCUGUAG
Molecule: messenger RNA, 759 nt
Organism: Anthostomella pinea
Lineage: Eukaryota; Fungi; Ascomycota; Sordariomycetes; Xylariales; Xylariaceae
Source: the annotation of a GenBank genome assembly